AUGAACAGAAGUUAUAGUUACGUAGCGCUCACGGAUUUCCCUGCCGAAUGCCUCUACGAUAUCUUUUUGUACCUAAAAAAUGAUAAUGCUUCUCUUUUCAAUUGUUUAAUGGUAAAUCGUAACUGGUGCCGUCAAGCAAUCCCUUUAUUAUGGCGUAAACCAUUCAGAGAUCAUUCUAAUGUUACUAUGCCAUAUUUACUCAUCCGAACUUAUUUAUCUUGUCUUUUUGAUAACGCAAAAAAACGUUUAAACGCUGCUGGUUGUAGACAUCGUACUCUAUUAUCAAAUCCUUUAUUCCCUUAUCCUUCAUAUCUACGUGAAUUGGAUUUCGCUGAAUUAGAUAAUGCUUUGGAUAUUUGGUUAAUCUAUGGAUUAGAGUAUGAAUAUGAACCUCCAACUUUAAGACAUGUACUAUCAUCUGAAGUUUAUAAAUUAUUAUUCACUCAUUGUAAAAGUUUAUGGAAUUUGAAGAUUGGUCAAUAUGAUGAUGAUUAUACUAUAAUGGAUAUUGCUCAAGUUGCAAAAGCUCCACAAACUCUUUCCACUCUUCGUCAAUUUGAACUUUGUGGUGACUUUGAUUGCUUGGAACAUGAAGAUAUUGAUAACCUUUCAAACAUUUUAACUACUAUGUCUCAUUUUUCUCUCAAUCUUCAACAUUUAAAGAUUAAUUUAACUUCAGAUGAGGAUAAAUGUUUAUUAAAACGUUUAAGAAGGUUAAUCAGAGCUCAAUCUUCGUUAAAAUCUUUCAUAUACUCCCAAGAACUUGGUUGUGUUAUGGAUACUAAAUCUGUUAUGACAGCAUUAACAACUCAAUCAAAAAAUCUUGAAAAUUUGGUUCUCGAUGUUGUCCCGUUAAAUAUGACGUGCCUAAAAUUUUUGGAACAAUUUAGUAACUUGAAAACUAUACGAUUUAUAUAUUGUUAUAUUAAAAGUGAUGAAGUUAGUUAUUGUAAAGAUACUGGAAAACUUCUUGAUAUUGUUCCGGAUGAAAAUGACGUUGAAGGUAAUGGUGAAGAAUCGUGGAAAUUGAACGUGGAAAAAUUGGUAUUUUUGAAAAAUAAUUUUAGGCUUAUGACCAUAAACUUAGUAAAAAUAGCUCACUCUAGUUUGAAAGAGCUUACGAUUGAUCAUGCGACUGUUGAGUUGCUCACUGAAAUUACACAUCGAUGUGUGAAUCUUGUGUAUUUGGCGAUUGGAAUCUCACGUAUACCAGUUGAUGAGUUAUAUAAGAUUUCGAGUAUGAAACUUGAAGUAUUAGCUAUUGGAUGGAGCCUCUCUAAUAAGGAGAAUACUGAAGAUCUUGUAAAUAUAGAAUUAACUAACGAAGAAUGUAAAAAACUAGGAAAAUUUUUACCAUCAUCAUUACGUCAUCUACACAUCGACUUCCCAAUGACACCACCUCAACUUGACACGGUGCUUUGUAACUGUGUCAUGCCACCUGUCAUUAGUUUGAAAUUUAGUCUAUUAAAUUUUGAGAAAUGUGCCGAGGUUGUUUUCAAGUGUGUGAAGGAUGUUUAUGGAUUUCAAGAGGUGAAGAUUACAAAAUUACCAAAGAAUGCAUCUAUUAUGGAUAUGAUGUUGUGGGAAAGAAAUUUUUUCCAUAUGGUAGAAUUGGGACGGAUGGAUGGCAUUAAGGUUGGAGUAGAACGUGAAGAACCAUUUGGGAUUCAACAUUAA
Dentiscutata erythropus is the source of this 1677-nucleotide messenger RNA. NCBI's taxonomy places the organism in Eukaryota, Fungi, Glomeromycota, Glomeromycetes, Diversisporales, Gigasporaceae. The record is from the annotation of a GenBank genome assembly.